Molecule: messenger RNA, 711 nt
Organism: Closterium sp. Naga37s-1
Lineage: Eukaryota; Viridiplantae; Streptophyta; Zygnematophyceae; Desmidiales; Closteriaceae
Source: the annotation of a GenBank genome assembly
AUGAUGGUCCUCAAACUCACUGUGCUGGUGGUGGAGGAGGUGGAGGUGGCGGCGGAGGAGGGGGUGGGGGUGGAGAUGGAGGUGAGGGGGGUGGUGGAGAUGGCUGUGAAGGAACAGGUGAAGGGGGAGGUGGAGGUGAGGGGGGUGGUGGAGAUGGCUGUGAAGGAACAGGUGAAGGGGGAGGUGGAGGUGAGGGGGGUGGUGGAGAUGGCUGUGAAGGAACAGGUGAAGGGGGAGGUGGAGGUGAGGGGGGUGGUGGAGAUAAUUGUGAAGGGACAGGUGAAGGGGGAGGAGGAGGAGCGAGGUGGUGGUGGUGAUGGAGUGGCACAAUGUUUUGGAGCAGGUGCAGGGACUGGAGCAGGGCCUGGUGCCGGCACAGGUGCAGGGCUGGGAGCAGGGACGGGGGCAGGGCUGAGUGCAGGUCCGGGAGCAGGCACGGGGGCAGGGCUGGGAGCAGGCACGGGGGUGGGGCUGGGAGCAGGCACGGGCGCAGGGCUGGGGGCAGGCACGGGCGCAGGGCUGGGGACAGGCACGGGCGCAGGGCUGGGGACAGGCACGGGCGCAGGGCUGGGGGCAGGCACGGGCGCAGGGCUGGGGGCAGGCACGGGGGCAGGGCUGGGUGCAGGCACGGGGGCAGGACUGGGAGCAGGCACGGGGGCAGGGCUGGGAGCAGGCACAGGGGCAGGAGUGGGUGCUGACUCUGGUGCCUGA